AUGGCAACGAGAUCGAACUUCAAGCGGGCGGUGCCCCAGGGGCAGCCGUCUUUCCUGGCGUCUCUACGGAACACCGAGAUUGUGGCAGAGUCGAAGGCAAUCCUGCCUGCUGAACUGAUCAACACAAUCCUCGACUACCUGCCCGUCGCCGACAUGUUCAGAUUCGCCCGCACAUCGAAGCGCAUGCAAGAGAUGGUCUACGACGACACACGCUGGAUACAACGACUCAAGAGCAUGGGAUGCUGGAACGACGUCGAGGCAAAGAAGCGCUUCGAAGAGGCCAUGCGCAGGAAACUCGAGGCGCAGAAAGCGGAAGAGGCACGGAGGGCUGGCGUUGCCUUGAAUGGUGCAAAUGGACUUCCACCUGGAGCAGAUGGGCACCCGAGAGUCAGCACGACGCUCUUUGACGCGGCGUUGGAAGAGGACAUGCAGCGGAGUUCUCAAGACCACCAAACCCGACCACGAGCCACGACGUUGGAUAGAGGGUUCAGUGACAUGUCAUUGGCACCGGCUGGGGCUCCCGCUGCGCACGCAAUACCCAUGAUAGACCCGCAGGCUGCGUUGAAAGUACUGUCGCGAGUACGCUCGAUCAGAGGCGCGGCCAGGCAAGAGUAUGGGAAGGUAUACGGCGCAUUGGCACCGUAUUACUUCGACCUGUCGAGAUCCACAAGCCAUACCGACCCCAUCUUAUUUCGCACGUACCGCGACCCCGAACAGCAAGCGCACAUGCUCGCCCAGCUCAAGACGUUUGCGAAGAGUGAUUACGCGCAGGGCUGGUACCAGCGCGAAGAAAAGCUGGAUACCAUGAUUGGGAUUUUUGAAAACGCAGUGCUGCGAGAGUUUGAGCAGGGGUAUGCGGAAAAGGACUUCGAGGGUCGCAUGAAGCGUUUUGCGAAUGUUUUGGUUGCGCUGAAUGGCGGCGCGGCGUGUUUGGAUUCGUUCAUUCACAAUCACCCGUUGAUGCUGGAGAAGGAGAAACUGGGGAAUCCGACGGAUUGCUUGCAGCAUUUCGGGGCUAAUCAGUUGAGCUUGCAGCCUUCGCAUGAUUUCUUUCAUGGGCUGGCGGUUGCGCUGAAUGAGGAGCCGUUUCUGGACAGGGUGGCGGAGGAUAUCAUUUCGGAGUAUCUCACGACUCUGCUGGAUGAGGCGCACGAUAUCAGUAUUGAGGUUUACCUGAAAGCUAUCGCGGGUGUUUUCGACCAAGCACUGCAACUCGCCAUUUCGUUGAAGUCCACGCGCGCUUCUCCACCGACCUUCCAGGAAGAUACAGUCAAGACAAUAUCCCGGUGUUUCGAGCAACACAUCGACCUCUACCUACAAGAAGAGCUUGCGUUCUUCACACGGAAGUCUGCAGCUGAGGUUGAUAUUUGGGAGAAGCGGCUAGCAGAUGAAGAGCAGACCACCGAGACAUUCUACAUGGCCAACGUCAACCGGAAAGCUGUGAAGCAAGAUUUCUUGGCUUCGUUCAAGAAGGUGGUCAUGAUGCCGGUCAACGUGCUUCCUACUAUCGGAGGUUCCACGACUAAGCCUGCCCCGAGCCCGUCCAUGGCAAAUGGCAGCGCUAGCCUUGAGCCUACUUCGCGGUCAGGGACGCCGGUUCCUGGUGACCGAGCUCCGUCGCCUCGAGUGGAGGCACCGACGACAGAGCUUGCGGCGAAGGCAGCCAUUAUGAACUCUCGCUUAGAGGGCAUUCGAUCGCUUUUCAGCAUUGAAGUCGCCUUGAACCUCACUCACAUGGCGAAGUCCAGCUUGGAGAGAGCUGCGCGCUUUGUCAGGCUCGGCGGGCAGUCUGGCGAAGAAGCAAAGGAACAGAGCGAGCAGAUCUUCAUCAAUCUGGUGCAGAUCCUCGGCAAUCGGCAUAUGAAGCUCGGAUUCGACAAGGCCGUCAGUCAUCUAGCGGACUACAAACCUCGAGAAGUCGCGGAUCACAGCAAAGAGGGUGUUGCGCCGCUUGUUGCUUUCUUGGAACUGGUGAAUGUCGGCGAUCUGAUCCAGCAGAUGGUGGAAGUUUUCUACUAUCAAGAGCUCGUUGCUGGCAAUCUUACCGACCGCGAUGACUUUCUCAGUCUGGCAUCGAAAGAGAAGAAGCGCUUCGAAUCCAUGCUUGACGAGCGCGUCGCAGCGGGCCUCAACAAGGGUAUUGAUGUGCUGAUGGACGAGGUGGAGUACCUGUGCGGCACCAUUCAACAGCCGUCCGACUUCAACCCGCCCGUCGGACCCAAAGGCGUGGUAGAGAUGUUUGACAUUGGGCCUAGCGAGGCGGCUACGCGAAUAGUGGAUAUUGUGUCGUCGCACACAAACAUGCUGGUGGGUAGCACGGACAAGAACGUGCUGGAUGUGUUCAAUCAGGAGGUGGGAGUGCGCUUGUUCGCGGCGCUCUGCAAGCACUUGAAGCGGCAGAGAAUCAGCGUGGACGGCGCAAUCAAGCUCAUCAGUGACAUGAACGCAUACUACUCGUACAUUGUCUCGCUGCGCAACAAGUCGCUAAUGCAGUACUUUGCUGCACUGCGCGAGCUGUCGCAAAUCUACCUCAUCGACCCGAAAGAGGCGAAGGAGAUUGCUACCAUCAUCGCCGACACGGACAGGUACAAGGGCAUAUUCAGGGCCGAAGAGGUGUACGAAUAUGCGGAGCGAAGAGCGGACUGGUACCAGAUCAAGGGCGCGGUCGAAAAACAAAUGUACGGCGUUGGCUGCAUGGUCAUGUAG
Messenger RNA from Parastagonospora nodorum SN15, 2706 nucleotides. RefSeq lists its product as hypothetical. NCBI's taxonomy places the organism in Eukaryota, Fungi, Ascomycota, Dothideomycetes, Pleosporales, Phaeosphaeriaceae. The record is from RefSeq and is a predicted model, not a curated record. Gene Ontology annotation, cellular component: exocyst; cytoplasm. Gene Ontology annotation, molecular function: protein binding. The coding region runs from base 1 to 2706 and encodes 901 amino acids. The transcript has 4 exons. Gene Ontology annotation, biological process: exocytosis; Golgi to plasma membrane transport.